This is a messenger RNA of Colletotrichum navitas, 633 nucleotides long. RefSeq lists its product as uncharacterized. Bases 41 to 550 code for a protein of 169 amino acids. The transcript has a single exon. The record is from RefSeq and is a predicted model, not a curated record. Lineage: Eukaryota; Fungi; Ascomycota; Sordariomycetes; Glomerellales; Glomerellaceae.
ACUUGCGGUUAGUUGACGCGUCUUUAGACGUGACGCUCUCAUGGGUUCCGAACCCGAUGGCGAAAGCAAUGUGGAGACCACUGUCCAACCGAUAUGGUCAGAUGCUAUCCUCGUAUUCCCUGCACUGGUACCGAGCCGACGACUUUGCACCCUCGAUCAUAUAAGUCCCCCUAAGGACGAGGUCGUAUGUCUCGACCAAGAUACAACCACCUGUUCAAAACCACAUUUGAUACUCUUGCCAGGGAUUCCGCGAAAUGAUGGGUCGUCUCGUAACUUUCAGACCAAGUCCCCGGGUCAGGCACAGGAAUCCUACACCUAUUGUAGACCCGACCCGAGCAUCAUCGCACCUCUACGGAUACAAGCUGCGCAACAGAAGUUGGUCUCGACGCAGCAGGCUGGUCUGACAUUCCUUCCAUCGUACAUGACAUGCCCCCACCCACCCACGCGGAGAUGCAAAUUUGGUCACAUCCUUGGACCUCCCGGCAUGAUGCUGCAUGCCUCAAUGCAGGCACAAAUCCUCUCGAGUGUUUAUGAGGGCUGUCCAACUUGAUCGUGGUUGGUCGGCGAAUGCUGAGGGGUGAGCGAGGCAGAUCUUGGCACCGCAGGCACACGCCAUCCGUUCCGUACCGAGAU